Molecule: messenger RNA, 1505 nt
Organism: Oppia nitens
Lineage: Eukaryota; Metazoa; Arthropoda; Arachnida; Sarcoptiformes; Oppiidae
Product: tetratricopeptide repeat protein 38-like
Exons: 6
Coding region: 23-1405 (460 amino acids)
Molecular function (GO): protein binding
Source: RefSeq, a predicted model, not a curated record
UAUUUUUAAUUUUGCAAAUAUUAUGUAUAGAACUAAUUGGAGAUCAAGUGAUGACUGGAGAGCACAGGGACUGUCAAUCAAAAGCAGUGCCUCGGAUACAGCUAUCAAACUAUAUGAUGCCGCUGUCACUCAGUUAAUCGGAUGGUAUGACGACCCAAAUUUGGGUGGACUGUCCAAAACAUGCGACGACAUGGUUAAGGCUGAUCCUAAUUUUAUUUUGGGCCGAAGUUUUAGUCUGGGCUUAGAAUUGAUCGGAACGACCAAUAGUGUACGUUUGGACAGCAAUUUGAAGGCACAGUUGGAUGAUUUGUUGCGAUUGACCGAAAAACAUAGAAACCAAAUUGAGGACAGAGAACUGAAACAUGUCGAGGCUGUCCAUCGGUUUGCUUCGGGCGACUGGAACGGAGCAUCAAAUAUAUGGGAGGAAAUUUUGGUCGACUAUCCCACUGACAUACAGGCCCUGAAGUUCAGCCACGACGCCCUUUUCUAUUUGGGUAAAAGUACUCAAAUCCGUGAUUCUAUCGCUAGGGUAUUGCCGGUUUGGGAUCAAAGUUCACUGCCAUUAAAAAGCUAUAUUCACGGUAUGUAUGCGUUUGGUUUGGAGGAAACACAGUUUUACGAUAAAGCGGAACGGGAAGCAAAAUUGGCGCUCGACGCCAACCGUAACGACGCCUGGGCUACCCAUGCAUUAUCUCACGUAUUAACUAUGGAAAGUCGUAACGAUGACGGUAUUCAACUGAUGAGUUCGACCACCGAGGACUGGGAGGUUUGCAACUUUUUGGCCUGUCAUAAUUUCUGGCAUUGGGCACUGUUUCACAUUGAAAAAGGCGAAUACGAAAAGGCUGUCCAACUAUUCGAUAGUCAAAUCGGUCGCCGAGCCGUCGAAAACGGGGCAAUGUUGGACAUAGUGGACGCUGCGUCACUACUCUAUCGACUGGACCUAAUCAAACCCAAACAGUUUACCACCGCUGAGCACUGGGAUACCGUCUACUCAAUUAUUGAGCCCCACCUAAGCGACCAUAUCUACGGUUUCAAUGACGCCCACUUUAUGAUGGCCUGUCUUGGGUCGCAUCAUACGAAAGCGGCCCAACAACUGGUCCGAUCGUUUGAUCCGUCAGUCAGUUCCGAUGAUUGGGUUAGAGUAACCGUUCCGCUGUUGGAAGCGAUGAUCGACUUCAACGACGAACGAUACGCCAAUGCAGUGGACAAACUCAACAAAAUACGAUACGAUAUCAUUGAUAUCGGCGGUAGUGAUGCUCAACGGGAUGUGUUCAACCAAUUGCUGAUCGUUGCGGCCCUGAAAUCGCCGAAAGACAGUCACAAAAGACUUUGCCAGCGAUUAUGUGCCGAAAGACGGGCAUUGAAUGACUCGCCAUUUAUUAACACAUUAUUAUCGGUUCAAUAAUUAAAAAAAAAAUUCAAUAAUAAUUAAAUCAACAAAAAAAAAUAGUUUAUAAAGUUUAUAUCGCUUUAAAAACCAUAUAUAAAAUGUUUUUUAAAAUAAA